AUGAGAAAAUCUUCAAGAUCUGUGACCAGUAAUGUAGGAGCAUUGCAGAUAAGCAGUGUUAGAGAUGGAGAAAGAGGAGCUCAAGUUGUGGCUGGUUGGCCUUCUUGGCUAGCUUCCGUUGCUGGUGAAGCCAUCAAUGGUUGGAUUCCACGCAAGGCUGAUUCCUUUGAGAGGAUGGAAAAGAUUGGACAAGGAACGUAUAGUAGUGUGUAUAAAGCUAGAGACUUAGAGACGAACAAGAUAGUUGCAUUGAAGAAAGUGAGGUUUGCUAGUAAGGAUCCUGAGAGUGUUAGGUUCAUGGCAAGAGAGAUUAUUAUUCUUAGAAGGCUUGACCAUCCUAAUGUUAUGAAGCUUGAGGGUUUGAUCACUUCAAGGGUAUCAGGGAGUAUGUACCUUAUCUUUGAAUAUAUGGAACAUGAUCUCUCAGGUCUUGCUUCAACCCCUGGUGUUAACUUCUCUGAGGCACAGAUUAAAUGCUAUAUGAAACAGUUGCUACAUGGUCUAGAACAUUGUCAUAGCCGAGGUGUAUUGCAUCGUGACAUCAAAGGCUCUAAUCUGCUGCUUGACCAUAACAACAAUCUCAAAAUUGGAGAUUUUGGUCUUGCCAACUUUUACGGAGAGCACCAGAAGAAGCAGCCUCUCACUAGCCGUGUUGUAACUUUGUGGUACCGUCCACCUGAGCUCCUACUUGGUUCAACGGACUAUGGCGUUACAGUGGAUUUGUGGAGCACAGGAUGUAUUUUAGCUGAACUCUUUAAUGGGAAGCCUAUCAUGCCUGGGAGAACUGAGGUGGAACAACUACACAAGAUCUUCAAACUAUGUGGAUCACCUUCUGAAGAGUAUUGGAAGAGAACGAAACUUUCACACGCCACCGUGUUUAAACCUCAGAAUCCUUAUAAGAGGUGUGUAGCCGAGACGUUUAAGAGUCUUCCUUCUUCAGCUUUGGCACUAGUGGAAGUUCUUCUAGCUGUUGAACCAGAUGCCCGUGGAACCACAGCUCAUGCCCUUCAAAGCGAGUUCUUUACAACAAAGCCUUUUGCAAGUGACACAUCAAGUUUACCGAAGUAUCCAUUUAAAAAGGAAACUGAUGUGAAGCUUCGAGAGGAGGAAGCAAGACGAAAGAAAGAAACAAGCAGUAAGCAGAAUGAGUCUAAACAAGUAUCUAGAGAAUCCAAAGCUGUGCCGGCUCCAGAUGCCAAUGCUGAGUUACUAACAUCAAUACAAAAACGUCAAGGGCAGCAUAACAAGACAAGCAUGAGUGAAAAGUUCAAUCCUAAUGAAGAUGCAGCUGGCUUCCUCAUCGAACCGCUGAAGAGUGGAACCGGACAAAACGGUUACACACGCUAUGGUGUGUCCUCAGGUUCGAGUCGGUCCCCUCAUAGGAAAGAACUGAGAACACAAAGGUCUUUUGUACAACGAGGAGCAGCGCAGUUGACAAAAUUCUCAAACUCUGUAGCUGCUAGAGAUGCAUCACAUUUCGCUAUAGCAAAUCCACGGUGGCUUGAAGAAAGGUAUAAUAACAACAACAACGGAAGUCAAGAUGAUGGUGAUUGGUCCCAACGUUUGCUGGUUAAACCCAAAGAUUCUACAAAGGACAAAGAAUCUAUACUGGGUCAUGGUGAAAAAACAGAGAAAAUGAACUACUCAGGGCCAUUAGUUUCUUCAAGAGGGAACUUAGAUGAAAUGUUGAAAGAACAUGAAAUACAGAUUCAGUUAGCAGUUCGAAAAGCUCGAGCGGAUAAGAAGACUAAUAGGGACGAUCAUGGACAGACACAAGCGUUUCUUGCUGCAAACGGUAGGUGAGAGGUAUCAGAUAAUCAAAGAGAAAGAUAAGAAGAAUCUUUUGGGGGUGAUUAGAGUCAGUUUGUUUAAUUUAUUUAUUCAUCAUUUUUUUAUAUUAAUGUUCGUAGAGUUUGUUCGUAGAGUUUCCAUCGUAAAAGUCAUUAUUGUAGGUUCAAAAAAAAUAAUGCAUAAAAUAUUUAGUACACAUAACUUUGUUGAGACGCCAGAGCAGUCUGGUGUCAAACGUUUGUGUAUAUUCAUUCUAUAGAGAUUGAAAAGGACUGAACAUACGUAAGUAGUAGUCUUAACUGCUAGUGGCUACUAACCACCAACAAACUUU
Eruca vesicaria subsp. sativa (arugula) is the source of this 2122-nucleotide messenger RNA. NCBI's taxonomy places the organism in Eukaryota, Viridiplantae, Streptophyta, Magnoliopsida, Brassicales, Brassicaceae. The record is from the annotation of a GenBank genome assembly.